CACUGAAAACCAAACAACACGACACCGCAAAUAAACCCUCAAAAUUCCCAACUUCUUCUUACUUUGUUCUUUUGUCGUAAUCGAUUUAGCGAUGGUGAAAUCCGCGGCGGAGCGGCAGGGAUCGACGGUGGCGCCGUUCGUGAAGAAGUUGUAUGAGAUGGUUGACGACGACGCCACCAAUUCGAUUAUCGCGUGGAGACCUACGGAGGAUAGCUUUACGAUUGUGGACAUCACCCAAUUCUGUGUCCACAUGCUUCCCAAGUACUUUAAGCACAGCAAUUUCUCUAGCUUCAUGCGCCAGCUUAAUAUCUAUGGCUUUCGGAAAAUAGAUACAGAUUGCUGGGUAUUUGCAACUGAUGGAUUCAUUAAGGGACAAAAACAUCUCUUAAAGAACAUCUACAGAAGGAAAAACAUCCAGGGCACAGAUCAGCAUAACGCAGCGCAGCCCCAAGACAAGUCUGAGGGACAAGUUGAACUACAUGAUUAUACAGAGCUGUGGAAGGAAGUUGAGAGUCUUAAAAUUGAUAAAAAUUCUGUAAUGCAGGAAUUGGUUAAACUUAAGCAGCACCAAGAAACUUCAGAGGACAAGUUGCUCGUAUUGAGAGACCGCCUUCAAGGUGUGGAAAAGAAUCAACAGCAGAUGCUGUCAUUCUUAGUAAUGGCAGUGCAAAGCCCUGGGUUUUUGGUUCAGUUUCUUCAACCGAAAGAGAAAAAUUGGCGCAUGGCCGACACGAGCAAUAUGCUAGAACAAAUACCAGAUGAUAAACAAGUACCUUCAAAUGGUAUGAUAGUCAGGUAUCAUCAACGACCACUAGAUGAACUGCCAGCAAAUCUACUUCCAGCAGUGUCGGGUAUGGGGAAACAGCAAGAAUCUGAUCCAUUUCCUGAUGGAAUGAAGGACUUUUUCCUUAAUUCUGACUUCAUGAAAGUGCUAUUGGAUGAAAAGUUGUGUUUAGACAAUCAUACUCAAUUUGUUCUUCCAGAUGUACAAGAUGUUGCAUGGGAGCAGCUUCUUCUAGCUAGUCCUUUUUCUGGGAAUUCAGAUAAUGCUACAAAAAUUGACCACGAAAAACGAUCUGUGGACAAUGAGGACGAUGAACUGGAUAUGGAAACAAUCGAUACUCGAACUCAUGAAGAGAAGUCUCAGGAUUUUGAGAUUCUAAUCAGGCAAAUGGAGAAAUGUGAAACUUUUGAGAUGUCACAAAGGUUGGAUGAAUCUUAAGCUGCUGCCAUUUCAAUAUCUUAAGUAGAGUAAUGAGUUUCAGACAGGUUUAUAGAAUUUCAACCAUCUUUUUCUUGGUGAUGCCGCAAGGUAAUACUUUUGUUUCAACUUUCAAGCAUUAUACCAAACCAAACACUUCAAGGAUUGAAAAAGAUGUUUUAAUGUUCUAAGAUCCGCA
Messenger RNA from Cucurbita moschata (crookneck pumpkin), 1400 nucleotides. RefSeq names its product heat stress transcription factor A-8-like. Gene Ontology annotation, cellular component: nucleus. The transcript has 2 exons. Bases 92 to 1222 code for a protein of 376 amino acids. Gene Ontology annotation, molecular function: RNA polymerase II cis-regulatory region sequence-specific DNA binding; DNA-binding transcription factor activity. NCBI's taxonomy places the organism in Eukaryota, Viridiplantae, Streptophyta, Magnoliopsida, Cucurbitales, Cucurbitaceae. Gene Ontology annotation, biological process: regulation of transcription by RNA polymerase II. The record is from RefSeq and is a predicted model, not a curated record.